CAUGAGGUUCAUGAUUCUGCUGAGUUUCGCGUCCCUGAUUUGGAUUGCCAGUGGCAUCCAGAUUGAUUGCGACAAACCCGAGUCCAUCAAUGAGGAGCACAUCCAUUACUGCUGCAAGCAUCCCGAUGGCCACAACGACAUCAUUGAGAACUGCGCCAAGGAGACGGGCUUUCAUCUGGCCAGCCAGACCGAGGAGGCUUUGGUGGACAUCACGGCGGAUCGGGCCAUUCGAGGCACGUGCUUUGGCAAGUGCAUCCUAAACAAACUCGACCUGAUGAAGGACAACAACGUGAACAUGGAUGGUGUCAGGAAGUAUUUUAAUUCAAAGUUCGGAAACGAUCCUGAGUAUGCCAAGGAAAUGAUUAAUGCCUUCGACCACUGCCAUGGCAAAAGCGAGGACAAUACCUCCAAGUUCCUGUCGAAGCCUAUCUUUAAACAGAUGUCCCAGCAGUUCUGUGAGCCUAAGCCCAGCGUGGUUCUAGCGUGCGUCAUCCGUCAGUUCUUCCACAAUUGUCCUGCGGAUCGUUGGUCCAAGACCAAGGAAUGUGAGGACACUUUGGCCUUUAGCAAAACAUGCCAGGACGCACUGGCCACUUUGUAA
This is a messenger RNA of Drosophila bipectinata, 601 nucleotides long. RefSeq names its product Odorant-binding protein 58c (gene Obp58c). The record is from RefSeq and is a predicted model, not a curated record. Gene Ontology annotation, molecular function: odorant binding. NCBI's taxonomy places the organism in Eukaryota, Metazoa, Arthropoda, Insecta, Diptera, Drosophilidae.